AUGCCACGAGCGCGUCCUCGAAGCCUGAACAUCCGAACUCCAAUCGGAGAUGUCUACGGAAGUCCACUUAGGAGUGUAGCUCCACAUUAUUCGUCCCGCCACGGGUCACCCCCAAGACUGCGCCUCUGUCGUCAGUGUUCUGGCGGAUACUUUCCAGUGAUGCCAAGCGCAACGCUCUACUCGGUACCCUACGUGGUUCCAAUGAUGUACGCACCGGCUCCGGCGCCGAUAGCGACACACCUGCCGCCCCCCAUUGUGUACGAGGACCUGAUCCCCGUUUCCCCGGAACCUCCCUACCCCCUUUACGAGACAGACGAGACAGACAUAGGGGAGGUCGACGACUUGAGAACGUCUACCGAGGAGACGUUUUCCACUAUGCAACGAAGCACACUCAGGCGGAUGAAUACUACACCCUCGAACCUGAUUCGUGACUUCGAGGAGACCAAGUGGUUGUCAAUCGAUGACAAAUUGAAUUCGAUUCAAGACUGUACUAUUAGGAGGAACAGUUGGUUCCAGCGAAGUGUCGAAUUACCGAGCGGGGUGAUUACGAGAUUGAGUUGUGACAAGCUGGAAGCAGAACCUUCGGAAAACUCGACGAUGAGAAGGACGAAUGUGCAAAAAUUGAGGAUCUACGGUAAGGUGAGACGGUGGUCACCCACGCUGAGAGCAAUCGCUGAACAGGACUUUAACGAGGAGCUGAUACUACCGCAAAACACCGACCUCAGCACCGUCUCGUACAAACUACAAACCAAGAACAUCCACCAGUACAAUGACAGCCGGUUUAACCAUUCCCUCCGUCACCAUUCCACGUCGUAUGACGUCGACGAAGAGGGUCAGCCGUUCACGGAGAACACGGUGGUAGUGACGGGCAAGGUACUGCGGACUGCCACCCACGAAGUCCACCAACCCAUUCGCACGUGGUCGAAGGAGUACAAGCAGACGGUGCGGGGCACGGUUGAUUUGUCGCCGGAGGGACGCGUCGUGAAUCCCAUCAUCACCACCUAUUCGGAGAUGCCUGAAGCUCUUGUCGAUCUUGCACCCACCCCCGAUAAGGAUACCUCCUACGCGCUGACAGACGAUGGUUGUCAAAUAAAAAUUCGAUUGGACGAAAAGGUAGACCAUGGGAGCGUCCAGCUGGACGUGGAUCCACGUGAGGAGACAGUGAAGGUGGUCUUCGCGCGGCAUUCUAAGGAGGACUCAGAAAAUGGUCUGAACGAGGACGACCAAGAGCCCACCACGACAACGAAUUACGACAUGCAGGUCAAUCAGACCUUCAAACUGUCCGCCAAAAAGUUCGACACGAGUAAAAUAACCAAGAAAAUCCAAGGCCAGGACCUCCUCAUCUUCAUACCGUUUUCACCACAUCGGCUCCAGUCAUCAGACGGGCACGCGUAG
Molecule: messenger RNA, 1395 nt
Organism: Mesocestoides corti
Lineage: Eukaryota; Metazoa; Platyhelminthes; Cestoda; Cyclophyllidea; Mesocestoididae
Source: the annotation of a GenBank genome assembly